AUGAGCAGCGAGCGUGAACCAUUGAGCCCUCCCGUAUCCCCGCCUCCCGACGAGGACGAUGAAUACGGCGCCGAGGGCUCCGACGGCGGUGAAAACCUCUACACCCCCGCGCACGGUUCCGACGAGAAGGGCGACGACUCGGACAGCACCACAGACGAGCACUACGACAACGACGGCAACCACGUCCCCUCAUCGCCGCCAACCUCAAUCGACAACAUGAACAAAAACCGCCAGCUUUCGGGCGAACACUCGGGCGACCACACCACCGAAGGCUACAGAGCCCCUGCCGUGGAGACGGAGGACGAAGACGACCCGGAGGAAACCCGCCACACGCAGCGAGAGUAUUUCAAGAGCCACUACGAGGGCUCCUCGCAAUGGGAGGAUGAAGAGGGGGAGCCUGCGCAUGCGCGGCUCUCGUCUCCCCCGCUCAUGGCCCGCGUCCAGUCGCAGACUUCGUCGCGAAAGUCGCCGGCGCCGGGGCCGCCGCUGUUUCCGGCGCGACCGCGACAGAAUACGGGAUCGACGAAACCGGGAUUAGUGGGGCAUCAGUAUACCCGUCGCUCGCCGGUUUCCCGUGGGUCGUCGGUGUCGUAUGAUGGGCAGGAUCGCGAGCGUGAUCAUAGAGAUGAUCAGAAGAAGCCGCCGCUUGUGCUGCUUCAUGUGACUUUGUUGCUCCUGCCGGGUGCUGAGGAGAUUGUGCUGCGACACUUGACCCCGACUACGAUUGAUAGAGGUGUGUUGGUGGAGCAUCCGCGAGGCGACUAUAACCUGCUUGAAGAAUUGAUUCUCGAUGGGUUGGGUCUUGACGAGGAUUACGUUGAGGAGUCUACCGAAACCGAAGAGCCCGAGGAGAAGACCUGGGAGCAAGCUCUCAACAUCUCCCCCGUGUCUCCCGCCAAGAAGGCCUGGCAAGUUCGAGUAUAUGCUUCGAACGGUCUCAUGACUCCCGGCGCCUGGAAGAGGGUCUGGGCCGAGAUGGAACGGAUCGAUGUCGAGAUUUGGCCGCGAGGUUAUGCCGUCGGCAAGAGAAGCAACUUCCGCACCUUUGGCUUCGGCGGUCAUAGUCGUGGUACGAGCGCCAGCAACAUCUCUGCUAUCCUUCCGGAGGAUGCCGAUGACUACGAUGUCAAUGAUAACCGCCGCAAAUCCUACAGCUCCAGCUUCCCGCGACGAAGUAACAGCAGCGCCAGCGAGCUUGUCGCCUCUUCGGCGCCUGUUCCGAACAUGCCAGGGCGGUCCCAGGCGCCUUCGGGAGCACCGAAAUCUCGCAAGGGAAGAUCCCGAAAUGCGUCGCCUUCAGACCAGUUCGGUGCUUAUUUGGGUCGUUUACUUACGCCUCGCGCCGUGAUGAUUGGUGCUGGGAUCAACUUGCUGCUGUUUUUGUACUUUACGGUUUUCCGCUUUCUUGGUGCCGGGGCUUGGAAAGACUCGAUCUCGAGUAUUUCGCUGCCUUCUUUCGGCGGGAGGAAUAAGAUGGGCGGUAUCCAGGUGCAUGACGUUGAUGACGGGCCAUUCCCUCUGGAUGGGUGCGCAGUCGGUCUAGAUUCUGAUGUCGCCGAAGGAAAUGGAGUUGAGGGUGAGGAUGGCAUCGUCGGCGGGGAGGAGACAGAGGCCGGUGAAAGCUCUGAGACCGUGGCCGAUCCCGAGAUUCUCGACGCCGACGGCAAUGCCGUCGUUACUGAGGGUACCGAGGGUGUGGACGGGCAAGCCGAAGACGACCAAGACUCUGCGGUCGAGCAGGAGCAAGCCGCCGAUGGCGAAACCUACCUGAUGGUCGAUUCGGAGCAGGAGCCAUAUAACGGAGCGCGGGAAUCCGGUGAACAGCAAUCUGACCCUGUGGCUGGCGAGGAGUUCGAGCACGAGAGCGCCGUGGCGGGAGAGGAGGUCGAGGCUGAGGAGAAGCCGAAGAAUUCGGGGUGGCUUCCUUGGAAAUAA
Molecule: messenger RNA, 1935 nt
Organism: Morchella importuna
Lineage: Eukaryota; Fungi; Ascomycota; Pezizomycetes; Pezizales; Morchellaceae
Exons: 1
Coding region: 1-1935 (644 amino acids)
Source: RefSeq, a predicted model, not a curated record